Molecule: messenger RNA, 4036 nt
Organism: Sphaeramia orbicularis (orbiculate cardinalfish)
Lineage: Eukaryota; Metazoa; Chordata; Actinopteri; Kurtiformes; Apogonidae
Product: C-C chemokine receptor type 2-like
Exons: 3
Coding region: 1664-2719 (351 amino acids)
Biological process (GO): positive regulation of cytosolic calcium ion concentration; cell chemotaxis; calcium-mediated signaling
Cellular component (GO): external side of plasma membrane; membrane
Molecular function (GO): C-C chemokine receptor activity; C-C chemokine binding
Source: RefSeq, a predicted model, not a curated record
CUAAUAUUUUUUUCUGCAGCUGUACAUGUCAAAGAAUCCUUGAGUAAUGCAAUUAGCAUCUCAUUUUGUAAUCUCAAGUUUUUAUUGUUUUGUGUUUACAAUGCUUAUGAUUUUUGUUUUAUUGUAUUUUUCCAUAUUUGAUUACAAAGUAUACGCAUUUAGAACUGAAACCCCAGCAUGUCAUGUUCCGUCACAGAGGAUAAAUCAGAAUAAAUCAAAUAAAACACACAGUAAAACAAGCUCGACAAUAUAAAAAAAGGUAGAAAAACACAACACUUCAUAUCACAAUUUUCCAAUCCUAAAUAGGGGCUGCACAGCAAUCAGAGAACCAAGAUAAUAACUAAACAUAUACCUUUGAAACACAACAGAUAUUGGCAACAACACAAAAACAAGAAAUAAAUCAAACAAAUUUAAAAAGUGGGAAAUAACAAAAAAGUACCACAACAAAACGACACAAACUAUCACAUUCAGAUCUUACCUUAUUUACUAUACCUUAAAUAGCUCAUGAUUAUGAAGCAUCAUUUGUGAAGGUUAGGUCUGUUAAUAUUGGAUUUGUUUUAUACUCAGUGCUUUUACUAUCACAAAAUGCACACAUCUAUGUACAUUUAUCUAUAUAUACGUCUAUUCAGCUCUAUACUGACAUCAAGUUUGUCUUGCUCUAAAACUCAAUGCUCCAUGGUGCAACAUCUCUUUGCAACAGAGAUUCUCUACCACAAGAGGUCACUAAAAGAGUACACUUGAACCACAAAUCCAUCUGUCCACUCUGUUAUUUUUCAGUGGAUAAUCAAUAGGAAUGGUCAACAAUGUGAUGCCAACAAGAAACGUGUUUUAUUUAAAUACAAGACAGAAAAAUUAAAGGAAGGCCUAAAUAUAUGGCCUAAUCUGUCUUUAAAAGAUCACAUGCACACCUUAAUCCUUUGGAAAAAUGGAAAAGUGUGUUUGUAACUAUUAUGGUUUAUGCUCAAAUUUCUUACUAGCACAAACUCAGAAAAAAGUGUUAAAAAAAAAGCAGAAGAAAGAAUUUAAAAGUCAGCAGAAAAUGGUAAUCCUGCAAAACCAAAAAACUGCUUAAUUCGCUUACUGGUGCUCAGAUAUUUUUAGAAUUAUAAAAGUCAACUAAAUCAUCACUGUUUAAAUUAACAUUUUUCUACAGCACAGAAGAGUAAAAUAUUAUAAAAUGUCACCUAGAUUCACUCAUCAGUUAUUACAUUCCAUCACAUACUCCACUGUUUCAGUUUAAUUGUGAAUCUGUGAAGUAAAAUAAAUGUUUAGACUUUUGAAUUUUAAAUCAGUUUAACAAGCGCUGUGUUUUAAUCUAUGUGUUUAAUUAUUGGUGUUUGAAUGUCUCACAUUUUUACUCAUGACAUUUUCAUAGCGGUGUGACAGACUGUCACUCUUUGGUUUUUGAAUGUGUGAUUCUAAGUGUGGGCUCUUGAUAACAAUCUUUACACUGUCACACUUAAGGACAAACAGGAAACGACAUCUGCUCUUCUGUUCCUGAACCACUCAAAAUUAAAGGUCUACUGAGUAUUAGGCACUUAGUUCUAAAGUCUGUAGCACCUGAGGACAUCUCAGCAGAUCUACACAUCCACUCACAGGAUUAAGGAGCUCUGGAGUACAGCUGCAUUUUACCUGACAGGAAAAGACACCUCAGGAUCUCACCAUGUCAGAAAAUGUCACCUCGAGCCCAACGGACGAUUAUUCCUACUACUAUGACAACGACCUCCCGACUCCUUGUAACUACAGCUCUCUGAGUAACUUCACAAAGGUGUUUUUGCCCAUCCUCUACAGUCUGGUCUUCAUCGUCGGCUUCAUUGGUAAUGGCCUCGUGUUGUGCGUCCUGAUAAAGCACCGCAACCAGACCAACUUGACAGACAUCUGCCUUUUCAACCUGGCUCUUUCUGACCUCCUCUUCAUCCUCACCUUGCCUUUAUACUCCCACUACAGUGCUGUGGGUCAGUGGGUCUUCGGGGACUUUAUGUGCCAUCUCAGUGGUGGGAUGCACGACACCGGAUUCUACAGCAGCAUCUUCUUCAUGGUUGCCAUGACGCUGGACCGCUACAUGAUCAUCAUGUAUGCUCAUAAAGUGGCAAAAUACCGCACCCUGAAGAUGGGCAUCACUCUGUCUGGAGUUGUUUGGAUGCUGAGCUUGUGUGCUUCCCUACCUAGUUUUAUCUUCACCAAGGAGACAGUCAGGUCUUUUGAUAAACAAUGUGACUACAUCCCAGACAGCAAUACCUGGAAAAUGUAUAGUGUCAUAGCAACAAACAUCCUGGGUCUUGUGAUUCCGUUCUUGGUGAUGGUCAUUUGCUACUCCAGGAUCAUCCCCACUUUGAUGCACAUAAGGAGUGCAAAGAAGCAUCGUGUCGUCAGGUUGAUCAUCUCUAUAAUGGUAGUCUUCUUCCUAUUUUGGGGCCCGUAUAACAUCAUUCUCUUUUUGGAUUUUCUGCAAUCUGAAGAUGUAGGCAUACUAAAGAUGCCCUGCGACAUGGACAAGAACUUGAAGAUUUCACUAACAGUGACUGAGACCAUCGCCUUCACCCACUGCUGCCUGAACCCGAUCGUAUACGCCUUCGUAGGACAGAAGUUUAUGAAGCGCUCCUUAGAGCUGUUGAGGAAAUGGGCCCCUGGGAUCCUCUUCAGCAGACAUCUGUCAGACAGCUCAUUCAGAAAGAGUUCAGUGUCAUCCAGGUCCUCUGAUUUCACCACAGUCAUGUAGGGGUUGCAGUGUUUCAGACCUUUUUGGUGUUUAAUCCAGGCCAUGUGUUUAUAUUGUAUUAAAGUUUUUAUUUUAGGCCAACUAUAAAUGGUUAUCUUUUAGUUUUAGUUUAUUUCAGACACAAACGUAAUACAAAACAUGAGGAAAAAAUAAUAAUAAAAAACAAAACAAAAAUAAAAAACAGAAUAAUAGAAAAAAGAACAACACAUACAGUCACUUACACAUAUACAUACACACCAGUUUAUAUCUAUAUCUGUGCACCAACCCACUUCCUUACACACACCAUACAAUAUAACAACCCGACAAUCCAAAUAAUAUUCACACCCUUCCUCGAGCCACAUAUAGUGAACAAAACAUUUCUUUGUACAUUUUUUUUUUGAAUGUUGGGACACUGCCUGAGGUCUACCCCUAACCCACACACUGAUAUACACAAACUUUUCCUGGUAGAGUUGUAUUUGAGCUUGAAAACCACAAGAUUUUUUCGUUGGUUGCACAAUGCAGUAGAUCCAAACUUACUCAAAUGAAUGUGUAAGGUGAUUGACGUCUCAUUUUUUUAUCAUUGUAUUUUGUUUGUUUUUAACGCUGUGUGUAAUGCAUUGUUCUGCCUUCGCUUACUUUGACAGGAACCUCAAAUCACAAGCCUCAACUUCUUGUUUGUAACUACCUUAACCACAAUGAUUAAGUCCUUGUGCUCUAAGUGUUUCAAAUAUUUUUCCUCCGUUCUCACUUAAAGUAAAUGAUGAGUCUGCAAUAGACACUGAUCCUAAAUGGAAAAUGUUUGAUCAAAAUUGUUUUUUUGACAAUGCUGUUUUUCCCCUUAUUGACUGGAAAUGUUUUACACUGAAAUAUGUAACGAUGAGUCAAACCUACAAAGGCGAUUCUUACGCAGGAUGUUACAACGCUGUUUUUGAGAUGUGUAAGUUGUGUCAUACGAAAGACAGUUUGGCUGUUGUCAAAGUAAUGUAAGAUUUUUCCCCGACAGUUUAAAGCCCCAUGUUGUAUUUCUGACUUUUUUUCCUUUCAAUACUUUUGCUGUCAGUUUUUGCAUAAAGGUUGCACGUUUUCACAAAUGUAUUUCCAUAUUUGCACUCAGUAGAUUCUUAUAUAAUCAGUAGCUAUUGGUUUUAAUAACCUGAUUUGAUAUGAUUGUAUUUUAUAAAAGUUUAUACAUAUUAGUUGUUGUCUAUGUUAAAAUGUAAUUUGCCAGGGUAGAGUUUUAAAGUUUUAUCUCCUCUCAUUUCUUCUAUAUAAGAGUAGAUUAUUGUAACUAUGUAGUUUUUCACAGAUAUAUAUGUGAUACAGUCAUUUCAAAUAAAA